AUGGCGAUCAGUACUUAUAACGCUUGUAGACUUGCAUCGGAAGCGGCCAUCGAAGAUCUGAUGAUGCAAGCCAAGAAGAUCAAGUACGACGUCAUCGGACUGACCGAGACGAGACGACGUCACCCUCUCAACGCCGUAUAUGAAACUGGAGAAGAACUGUUCUUAGGAACAUGCGACAGUAGAGGUGUUGGUGGAGUUGGCGUCCUCGUCAACACGAGUGUGGCAAAGAACAUCGACGCUUUUGAACAACUUACGACCCGAAUCCGACGUCUGCGGAUGAGAAGAUGUGGUCCAACACCAGCUUUGACUAUCUUCGUCGCUUACGCUCCAACAUCAAGCUGCGAAGAAGAAGUCGAAGCUUUCUAUAUGGACCUGGAGAAGUUCUGCCGAAAAGAUCAUGCCUUCUACAAGGUCAUAAUUGGUGAUUUCAACGCCGAAACUGGCCCGAGAAGAACACCUGAGAAACCUCACAUAGGGACCCACUGCCUACAAUGGAAUGAACAGGGGAAGAGGCUCUCCGAGUUCACAAUGACGACUAUGACCAACUACACGAGGAAGGCCGAGAGUUUUAAAACCAACAGAAGACGCCUGUCUCACGAAACUGUUGAGCCGAUACGCCAGCGUGGAGCAGUACGAGCCGCGGGCAACCAAGAACUCACGUCCGAGCUCGCAAAGCUUUACAGAGAGGCGAUAAAAGAAGACCUCAAGGAAAGGAUAGCAGAAGUGCUGGCCGAAGCUGAUGAGGCGGGAAAAAGCAUCCCCUAUGCCCGACGAGACUUCGCCAUUCGCAAGACAAGGAUGAGUGCUCUACGGAACUCCAAAGGAACAACCAUUGCGUGGGGAAUGGACAAAAUCAUCUACGACUUCUACUCUUUCUUCAACAGCCAUGUCCACUUCCCUCCUCACCAUCCGAGGGAAGAUGGAAAUGUCAUUCCAGAGGUUCUUUCGUCGUCUAGAAGUCCGGCAUGCUAUAAUCUCGGUAAGAAAUCGUACGGCACCCGGUCCCAACAGAAUACGACCAGAACACCUGAAGAACUUUUCGCCAGUGCUCAUCAACACUCUGGCGAGGCUCUUUACAUGUUACCUAUCGGAAUGCAAGGUCCCUAA
Messenger RNA from Necator americanus (New World hookworm), 1107 nucleotides. RefSeq lists its product as uncharacterized. The transcript is spliced from 2 exons. Lineage: Eukaryota; Metazoa; Nematoda; Chromadorea; Rhabditida; Ancylostomatidae. The record is from RefSeq and is a predicted model, not a curated record. Gene Ontology annotation, molecular function: catalytic activity. The coding region runs from base 1 to 1107 and encodes 368 amino acids.